AAACCAUCCAAUUACUAUUUGAUAUAAUCAAACAACUAACCUUAAUUAAAACUAUUACUUGUAAAAAUUUUAAAUAAUUAAUAGAUUGAUUGCAUAAUAAAUAAGAUGAAAAAUAGCCAAAAAUAAAAAGGUCCCAGCAAUUUUGAAACAGUAUCUCCUGCUACUAAACUUCUUGAAAAAAGAAGAAAAAUGUACGAGAUACAUGAAGCAUUCGAAGCUUAAAAAGAAGAAUUCAAAAAGUAAGAAGAGGAAUUCAAAAGGAAAGAAGAUGAUCUGAGAGAUUAAGAUUAAAAUAUUUAAGCCUAACUGAUCAAUUAUUGUAAGUUUUUGCAAGAUAAUGAAGCUAAAAAGAAUAGAGCUGAGAAGCGUCUUUAAGAAGAAACUAAAUAGAGAGAUUAAAAAGAUAAAGAUAUUAAAGAAGUUUAAGGAUAAUAUGAAGAAUUAUAAAAUCAAUAAUAAAAGCUUGAAGCUAAAGUCUAGGCCUUGAAAAAAUAUGAAGAAUAUUUAGAUAGUGUGAUAAAGGCUCAUAGUGAUCAGUAUUAAGAUUUAGCAGAAAUUUCAAAUAGAUAUAAAACUUUAAGUACAAGCAACUAAAAUCUAUAAAAUGAGCACAAAUAACUUGAAAAGGAGCAGGAAGAAACUAAGCACCAAAUUUAAGUAUUUUAAAAAUAUAAAAAUUAAGAAAUCCUUCAGUUAAAUAACGACAUUAAGGAGCUCACAAAAAAAUUAGAGGAAAAAAAUAAUGAGAAAAUGCAACUGUAAAGUCUUGUUGAAGAUUCAAAUAAAAAAUCUAGUGAUAAAAACCUAAAUUUAGGAAGAAUACUUAUGGCUGUAGAUAAUUUAUAUAAUAGAUGUAUGGAAGGAAUGAAUAAAAUAAAGACUGAUUUUGAAGAAAACCAAAGGAAUAUAGGUGAAAAAGCAAACAUAAAAGAAAAGAAAACUGAAAAGAAAGUGGAACGUGAUAAAAAGAAAACUGGAAAGGAUAAAUAUGAUGGUAAUGAAGAUAUAGAGGAUAACUACGAAGAAAAGAGUAAAAAGGCUAUUUCAAAAUUAAAAAUCAUUAAGAGCUACAUGAGCGAUUUUAAAACUAUUAUUGCUGAAUGUAAAAAAGAAAGUGAAGCUGCUAAGUACGAAAAAUAAGAUUAAUUUCAAAAAAAAUGA
Molecule: messenger RNA, 1161 nt
Organism: Tetrahymena thermophila SB210
Lineage: Eukaryota; Ciliophora; Oligohymenophorea; Hymenostomatida; Tetrahymenidae
Product: flagellar associated protein
Exons: 4
Source: RefSeq, a predicted model, not a curated record